AUGUCAGUGUUGGUUAAUGGCAGCCCUACGGAUGAUUUUAUGGUGAAGAAAGGGCUGAGAGAAGGUGAUCCGUUGUCCCCUUUUCUCUUUUUAAUUGCGGCAGAAGGGCUUACAAGACUAAUGCAGAGGGCAGUCGAUAUAGGCACUUUCCAUGGGUACAAGAUCAACAAUGAAUUAAAGUUCCAUACUCUUCAAUUUGCGGAUGAUACAGUUAUAGUUGGCGAAGGAAAUUGGGACAAUCUAUGGUCGAUCAAAACGGUGCUGAGAAGUUUUGAGCUAGUGUCGGGACUGAAAGUUAAUUUUUUCAAAAGUAAACUUUAUGGCAUUAAUUUAGAGGACAACUUUUUGUCGGCAGCCUCAGAGUUUUUACAUUGCGGGGUGGAUUCAAUCCCAUUUCGAUUCCUCGGGAUUCCAGUAGGCUCAAAUCCGAGAAGAAAGGCAACUUGGCAACCUGUUGUGGAUUCUAUGAGGAAGAAACUUAAUGGAUGGAAAGGUCGUAAAUUAUUUAUUGGAGGCAGAGUGACUUUAAUUAAUUCGGUAGGUGGAUUACCAGACACCCCUUGGUUUUCUACGAAUGUCAGCAAUGUGUUGGGAGACGGGAAGAUGAUUGAUUUUUGGAAUGAAAAAUGGAUUGGCAUGGUACCACUGAAGAAUAUAUUUCCAGCGUUGUUUCAUGUGGCAGAACAACCAAUGGUUACGAUCUUUUCCAUGGGUUUUUGGGAACAGAACAAUUGGAAGUGGCGAUUGGAUUGGCCGGCUUCGAUGCAACAAACGGAGGCAGCAGAAGCUGAAGCGUUAGCGGUUCUUUUGGCUGAUGUGAAGCCGGUUCAAGCAAGGGCGGAUAGAAGGAAGUGGGUACCAGAGUCAUCAGGUCAGUUCUCGGUUAGUUCAACAUAUUCUUUUCUCCAAAAUAUGGAUGUAACGAAUGUUAUUGAUACUGAUGUUGUGUGUGCGUUAAAAAAGUUGUGGUUAAAUGAUGUACCUUCUAAGGUAGGUAUGUUUGGCUGGAGGUUGUUAUUAGCAAAACUCCCAACUCGAGCAGCUUUGGCCAGUAGGGGUAUUACUACAAAUCAUCACGAGACAUGUUGUGCCUUUUGUUUUAGAGAGGUUGAAGAUCUUAAUCAUGUGUUCUUCCAGUGUCGCUUCUCGGAACAAGUAUGGAGGAAAAUUUGUUGUUGGAUGCAGGUAGCUCACUUUAAUUUUGAAGGAAGGUUGCAUCACUUUAACUUGGUUGGUGCUUUUGUGAAAAGUAAAAAAGGGUCAAAGUUUCGGCAUUUAAUUUGA
Molecule: messenger RNA, 1284 nt
Organism: Trifolium pratense (red clover)
Lineage: Eukaryota; Viridiplantae; Streptophyta; Magnoliopsida; Fabales; Fabaceae
Exons: 2
Coding region: 1-1284 (427 amino acids)
Source: RefSeq, a predicted model, not a curated record